CCUUUCAAUUUCAUGCUAUAAAUACUACCUCUCCUCCUCUUGUUUCAGCAUCACAAAAACAUCUUCCGAAUCAACAAAAUCUCUCCCCCCUUCUCAGUCUUUUAAAAUCCUAAGUUACAAUGGGUGUUAUCACUUUGGAAAAUGAGUUUGCUGUUGCUGUCGCCCCAGCCAAGCUUUUCAAGGCAUACUGCCUUGAGACCGACACUCUUUUGCCUAAAAUUCUACCAGAGCACAUUAGGAGCUCUGACAUAAUUGAAGGAAAUGGAGGGCCUGGAACCAUCAGGAAGAUCACUUUUGCUGAAGGCAAAGAACUCAGUUAUGCGAAGCAAAAGAUUGAGGCAAUUGACGAAGAGAACUUGACCUACAGCUUCAGCUUGAUUGAAGCCAAUGUUUGGAAGGAUGCAGUAGAAGCCAAUAAAAAUAAUCUCAACAAUUCCUCUCUUAACUGAUGCAUAAAUAUUAUA
Populus euphratica (Euphrates poplar) is the source of this 464-nucleotide messenger RNA. Its product is annotated as major allergen Mal d 1-like. Gene Ontology annotation, cellular component: nucleus; cytoplasm. Bases 120 to 449 code for a protein of 109 amino acids. The transcript has 2 exons. Gene Ontology annotation, molecular function: protein phosphatase inhibitor activity; abscisic acid binding; signaling receptor activity. NCBI's taxonomy places the organism in Eukaryota, Viridiplantae, Streptophyta, Magnoliopsida, Malpighiales, Salicaceae. The record is from RefSeq and is a predicted model, not a curated record. Gene Ontology annotation, biological process: defense response; abscisic acid-activated signaling pathway.